Molecule: messenger RNA, 2065 nt
Organism: Crotalus tigris (Tiger rattlesnake)
Lineage: Eukaryota; Metazoa; Chordata; Lepidosauria; Squamata; Viperidae
Gene: HVCN1
Product: hydrogen voltage gated channel 1
Exons: 6
Coding region: 989-1708 (239 amino acids)
Biological process (GO): proton transmembrane transport
Cellular component (GO): plasma membrane
Molecular function (GO): voltage-gated proton channel activity
Source: RefSeq, a predicted model, not a curated record
GAAGAAAGAACAGACUAUUUGCAAUUUAUUUUGGGAGGAACAUCAGAGGUAUUUCUUCAUGCUUAAAAAUAGAACGCCAGCGUUUUGCAAUAACCUUGAGUGUUUCAAGAGAAUUCCUGGCUGCUUCGGCAGCCCCUGAAGGAAAGGGAGGCUGUUUGUUGCUAGACAGUAUUCAGAAUAACCCCUUCUGGGCAGCAAAUAGAUAAGAGGGUUGUAACUCCUGAUCCUGUUUAGAUUAUGAUUAGGUCGGAGAUCUCUGCAUAGCCAUGCAAAGCUCUUCUUCCAAUCACCUGGAAGCUAUUAACCAGCAGGAUCAUAAACCAGCAUUGACUGGAAUUUAUUUGACUGGUGUGGUACCAUAAACAGAGCAAAUAUUCGUGCCAACUGCUUCUCUCAACCAGAGCUGACUUUGGUCGUAGUAAAACCAAUUGGUGGCACUUUGGGCUAGUUUGAGCAAGUCCUGCCCCCUCCCCAUGGGUCUUCCUUCUGCAGGAGCUUUCCAUCGGGGUUCCUCAUGCAUCAGGUAGAUGCCAUCCCAGCCAAGGACAAGGAGAACUGUCCUAGCCAUGGUUUGUACCCACAACAAACACAGAGAACUUGUCUAAUGGCAGUGAUUGGCUAGCCCUGGGUGGGCUUUCCCCUCUCGUUCACCCUCCCAGAGUUUCAUCGGCAGAAAAGAUUGCGACAGAAAUGUCUUAUGCAAAAUAAAGCAAACAGGAAACGUGGGGGUUUUUUUUUUUGGGUUCUCCUUUGCCUCUCCUACAAGCCGGCAAAGGUCUCUCUAGCAGGGCAGAGGACUCUCUGGGGCGGGCUUCGGGGUCCUCAGGCUUGCUUGAGCUUCCUUGGCAGGAGAGAAACAGGCUGGGCCGGCGGAGAAAGAGAGCUUAAAACACGGAAGGUGACUGACUGAGCCUUGACUAACCAGGAUGGCUUGUGAUCUGCUUCUGCAGCUGUUCUCUGGGAGGUGAUGUACUUUUGAGUGACCACCAUGUCGAUGUAUCUGAAGCACUUCACGGUGGUGGGAGAUGACACUGCCCAGUGGAACAACGACUACAAGAAAUGGGAGGAGGAAGAGGAAGGAGAAGGGAAGUCACCCGAGGUUGCGGUGAAAGUCGAAUCGGCACCCAGGCGUCCAACCUUCAGAGAUGUCAUGAAGAGGCUGUUCCAGUCCCACAAGUUCCAGAUUGUGGUGGUUUGCCUGGUGAUCUUGGAUGCUGUGCUGGUGCUGGGAGAGCUGCUUCUGGAUCUGAAGAUCAUUCAUCCCGACAAAGAGGAGAUCGCACCAAAGGUGCUUCACUACCUGAGCCUCUCCAUCCUGUCCCUCUUCCUGGUGGAAGUCAGCUUCAAGCUCUUCGCCUACCGCCUGGAGUUCUUCCACCACAAGUUCGAAGUCCUAGACGCCCUGGUGGUGGUCGUCUCCUUCAUCCUGGACAUCGUGGUCCUCUUUCAGGAGCAUCAGUUUGAAGCGCUCGGCCUGCUGAUCCUGCUCAGGCUGUGGCGAGUGGCCAGGAUCAUCAACGGAAUAAUCUUAUCAGUGAAGACCCGCUCAGAACAGCAGAUCUCCAAACUGAAGCAAGCCAACAUACAGCUGAGUGCCAAAGUCCAACAGCUGGAAAGCAGCUCUGCAGAGAAGGAAAUAGAGGUUGAAAGGCUGAACAAUCUUUUGAAGCAACAUGGGUUACUCAGCCAGCCCCAAAAAGAUGCCUGAAUUGGACCUGGGGUGGCCAAUCUCUUCCGUGGAUUCUGUUCUGGCCCCGAGAAGUUACUUCACGUUUACAGGGUGACCUUGGUAAAAAAAUAUCCUUUGGCACAUUUCUCAGCACGGGUUCCUGUCCUCCCAGGCUGAUGCCCUUCAGAUAGGGUGGACGCUGCCUUCUGCCCUCCUCCUAGUCAUGCUCAGAGGGGGGGUUGGAGGGCACUUGGCUGGGACUAGAUCUCUUUGGGAGACCCAGAGCGGUAGAACAGCUUCAGCGCUAUAAAAUGACCGGUGCCGUUCUUUCUUGUACGGCCGUACAGUUUCGCAAGACUUGCUGGAAAUAUUGUAAUAAAUUCAAAUCCAUAUUCA